Dovyalis caffra is the source of this 213-nucleotide messenger RNA. The record is from the annotation of a GenBank genome assembly. Lineage: Eukaryota; Viridiplantae; Streptophyta; Magnoliopsida; Malpighiales; Salicaceae.
AUGGGCUGCAAAGAAACAAGGACAAAAAGAGGUUGGGAUGUUUUUGGAGGUUUCCAGCCCUGCAAAGACGGCGGGGGAGCUGGCAUGGUUCAGUUUCUGGUUCAUGUGAGAAACUGCUGGAUUUUCUAUUUAGACACUGUGUUUUCAGGUCAUUUGCUGUCAUUUCGCAGGAUCGGUGACGCCCUCUCCACUGCUGCAAAAUUGAAUGCAGAG